Molecule: messenger RNA, 1122 nt
Organism: Rhipicephalus sanguineus (brown dog tick)
Lineage: Eukaryota; Metazoa; Arthropoda; Arachnida; Ixodida; Ixodidae
Exons: 1
Coding region: 133-921 (262 amino acids)
Source: RefSeq, a predicted model, not a curated record
ACCCUUGAUGCUGAGAGACAUCAACCACUCAGCAUAGCGCGUGUAAAAACUCAAAAAGACCUAAGUGUAAUCACUGGUCUUCCAUGCUACCAGCUAUUUUAUAAUCUUUGUGAUCUGUACACUGACAGCCGCAUGCUUAUGCAGGCAAAAAGCUUUUGCCUAUGCAACGAAGAUGCGGUGCUAAUGACUAUGAUGAAGCUCCACCACAACAUGCCAUUUUCACUAAUUGGGGUACUUUUUGGCAUUCAUCGCACUACAGCAGCAGAUAUAUUCAAAGCAACAAUUGCAACACUAGCAGAAAUACUACAAACCGCAGUAUUCUGGCCAAGCAAAGAGGCGGUUGUCGACAACCUCACCGUCCAUUUUAAGGAAUACCCAAAUGUGCGUGCAGUUUUGGACUGCACGGAAAUCCCACUGCAAAGACCAAAGGAUCUGGAGUCACAGCUACUCACAUACAGCUGGUACAAGGGUACCUAUACAGCUAAGGUAUUAGUCUGUGAAACACCUGGAGGCCAUAUUAGCUUUCUGAGCAAGGCAUAUGGUGGAAGGGCAUCGGAUUCCUUUAUUACAAAGGAAAGUAAAAUUCUUGAGAAGUUUUUGCCUUCUAUAGAUAGUGUAAUGGUUGACAAGGGCUUUCUGAUCGAUGAACUCUGCCUUCAGCACCAUGUAACCAUGGUUCGCCCUCCAUUUUUACGUAAAAAGAAACAGCUUACACAGCGUGAAGCUCAACAAAACCAGAGUAUUGCAGCUGCCCGCGUUCAUGUGGAGCGCGCCAUUCAGCGUAUGAAAGUUUUCAAGAUUCUGUCGGGAAACCUUGGCACUGAGCUUUUCCCGUACGUUGAUGAUAUUUUAACUGUCAUUGCAGGAAUUGUCAAUUUGUCAAAACCGAUUUUCAGUGCUGAGAAGUUCUUGUAUGAGUGAAAUCGCUUUGUGACAUGCCUAAAAGGGGCGUUACAUCCCCAUCAGUGUCAGGGUGCCACCAGUUCACUAGAAAGGCCAGUAAUGCAGCAACAUGUUAUGCAUGCACCGAAAACAGUUUCAGUAUGUUUCGCAUUGCUUCUCAACCAUGCCCAAUAUGCUUUAGAAGAGCCAUAGCUGGGAUAUAAUUUUUCCUGUUUUACU